Molecule: messenger RNA, 1374 nt
Organism: Didymodactylos carnosus
Lineage: Eukaryota; Metazoa; Rotifera; Eurotatoria; Philodinida; Philodinidae
Source: the annotation of a GenBank genome assembly
AUGUUUGCUCGACCAAUUAGGGGUGGAACAUACUCAUUCAUCCCCGACGGUGGGUUUGUUGGCACGGUAUUUGUUAAUGCAUUGAGCGGUGUCUUGACCACUGUUGCUACAAAUGUUUCAUUAGAAGUAAAGCCGACGCACGAGCACAUUUUUCUUGGAGAUAACUAUACAGCAUGGUAUAAUUCUGAAAAGUCUGACGACGGAGGAAAGAAAUUUCAUAUUGGAUCUAUUAUGUACGGCCAAAGCAAAGAUCUAAUUAUCCCGAUUACAACGUCGAAAGAUCAUCUCGACUCUCCGUAUUUGACGGUGUCAUUGAACUAUACAUCCCAAUCGAAGAAAGUUAUUGUUAACUGUAUGGUACAUGCAGAUACAAUGGAUGCUCAACCAGGGAUGGUAUCGAGAGAUAUAAUGAUUCAUCAACAACGUUUGGAAUUUGUCAAGCAAGUCCAAAUGGCAAAGAACUACAUGGAAUUUAAAAGUAUAGAAACAGCUCAAAAGACUAUAAAGACAUUCGAAGAAGAAAUAAAAUCAUCUUCCGUUCAAAAUGAUCCAUUUAUAAUCGAUUUAGUGAAAGAUUUGACUGGCCAAGUGUACGAGUCACUAUCGAAACAAGAGUGGUUUGCUCGAUGGGGGAAACAUUAUUUACCCUCGCUUACUCGAGCUCAUUUAUUACAAAUCUGCAAUAACUUCAAAGAUCCUGGCGUACAACAUUAUGGUGGUGAAUUAUUUAAUAAACUUCGAGAUGAAAUAGAUGAUAUAUUUUGUAAACUACCAGCACCAAAGCCUUCAGUUCGUCAGCGAUCGGCUUCGCCCAUUCAAAUGACCAACUUUUACAAUGCAAGUGCCGGUUGUUUUCACGGUGACUGCCUUGUUUUAUUGGCUAAUGGAUCAACCAAGUUAGUCAAAUACAUUCGAAAAGGAGAUGUUUUAAAGACGGCGAACUCUUUGGAUGGUACGACUGUGAAGUAUGUUGCUAAAAGCAUAUGCUCAAAUGGUAAAGUGGAUAUGGUUAAUUUUGACAGUGGUUUGAUCAUUUCGCCAUGGCAUCCUGUUCGAAUAAAUGGUAACUGGAUAUUCCCAUGUGAUAUUGGAAAUGCAACAGAAAUUAAAUGUGCAGAAGUAUAUAAUUUCGCCCUUGACAGUCACCAUAUCGUCAUCGUUAACGGUGUUGAGUGUGUUACACUAGGGCACAAUUUCAAAGGAAAAGUAAUUGAACAUCCGUAUUAUGGAACAUCAGCUAUUUUAGAUGAUUUACGUGACCUUGAUAGGUCGGGUAGUGGGUUUAUUGAAUUAAUGCCGAACUGGUUCAUACGCGAUGUGAAAACAACCGGACUUGUAUCACGAAUUAGCACUAGUUUGAAUGUUGGAGGAUGA